CUGGCUCGAGGGAGCGGGGUUGGCGUUUGUGCUUUUGUGCUCACCGUGCUUGCACCCGGCCCCGACACCCGCCCUCAGACGUCGACGAGUGCCUGGAGCAGAUCCACGACUGUGAGGACGAGACGGAGGUCUGCAGGAACACGGCGGGCGCCUACGACUGCGAGCCGCGCGCCUGCGACCGGGGCUACCGCCUCGACCCCAUCACGAGGCUGUGCCAGGACGUCGACGAGUGCGAGGAGAACGGCGCCCUGUGCGGCGCCGGCCAGCGGUGCAUAAACACCCCGGGCAGCUUCGUGUGCGUGCCCGCGGCCGCCGCUACCGCCACCGCUGCCCCCACCGCCCACACAGCCCACACCGCCCCCGCGACGCAGCAGACCACGGCGCGCCCGGACCCGCGGAGGCCGCGACCGGGCGCGUGUCCGUCGGGCUUCAGGGCCGGCGCCAGCCCCGGGCUCUGCGACGACAUUAACGAGUGCCAGGAGGGGUCGCACUCGUGCCGCCAGGACGAGGUGUGCGUCAACGAGUUGGGCCGCUUCCGAUGCGAGCGGGGCCGGCCGUCCCCGACCACCCCGUCCCCCUCGACCGACUGCCCGCAGGGCUACCAGUUCAGCCGGCUCCACCGCCAGUGUGUCGAUGUGGACGAGUGCGCCACGGGGACGCACAACUGCAGCCCCAGCGAGCGCUGCGUCAACGAGGGGGGCGCGUUCCAGUGCUCUCCGGCCUGCGAGCCCGGCUUCCGCGUGAGGGCCGCGGGCCGACUGACCGCCACCGUCUGCGAGGACAUCGACGAGUGCGCCGAGGGCCUGCACUCGUGCCUCAUCGCUUCCCAGAGGUGCCGCAACACCAACGGCAGCUUCACCUGUGAGGACUCCCCGCCGUGCCCGUCGGGCUACUUCAGGACGCCGUCCGGAGGCUGUGACGACGUAAACGAGUGCCUGGAGGGCUCGACGUCGUGCCCGGCGGCGGAUCUCUGCGUCAACACGCCCGGCAGCUUCCGCUGCAUCGCCUCGACCACGACCACCCCGAGGCCGACGCUGCCGCCGGCCAGGACGACGCAGCGGGCCGCGAUGCCCUCGACAAACAGGCCGUCCGCGCCGCCGCCCCCGUCCGCCCAAUGUCCGGCGGGAUUCCGCUUGAGCGAGGCGGAGAGGCGCUGCCUGGACGUGGACGAGUGCGCCGACGCCAAGCUGCACAUCUGCAACAACGUGACGGAGCUCUGCAUCAACGAGCCCGGCGGCUACCGCUGCGUCAAGCGCGACAGCCCCGCGCCCCUCAGCGCCUCGCCGCCAGCCGUCCCCGCGCGGCCCCUGGGCGCCGGCCGCUGCGACCCGGGCUACAUGUACUCCUUCCACAACCAGAAGUGUGUGGACGAGGACGAGUGCAUCAGGAACCCGUGCGACUCGAACCAGGUCUGCCACAACACGGUGGGCAGCUACAGCUGCGAGUGCAAGGAGGGCUUCGCGCGCGACCCGCUCACGACGGCGUGCGUCGACAUCAACGAGUGCCAGCUCGGCAUCAACCACUGCGCGGCCUCGCAGCGGUGCGACAACACGAUCGGGUCGUACCAGUGCAUCCGCUACUCGGGCUGCGGCACCGGCUACACGCUCAACGCGGCCACCGGCACCUGCGACGACGACGACGAGUGCGAGCUUGGCACCGACAACUGUCGCGAGUCGGGCCCCACGUGGGUGUGCCGCAACACGCAAGGCUCGUUCCGCUGCGAGCGCAAGCAGUGCGAGCCCGACUACCAGCUGCUGCCGAGCGGCGAGUGCGUCCGCAUCGACUGCGACCCGGGCUACGCGCCGGCCGCCAACACCUCCAAGUGCGUCGAUAUCGACGAGUGCAGCAUCGGCUCUCCGUGCGGCCGCGGGCGACGCUGCGUGAACACCCCGGGCUCCUACCAGUGCGUGUUCCGCAUCCAGUGCAGGCCCGGCUUCGUCCCCAGCCCCGAAGGCGACCGCUGCGUCGAUGAGGACGAGUGCGCCACGGGCACGCACAACUGCAAGCCCGGACAGACCUGCUUCAACCGGCCUGGCACCUACCAGUGCCAGUGCCCGCCUGGCCACACCCUGGACGAGACCAAGAACUGCGUGGACGUGGACGAGUGCGAGCGAUUCCCGCGGCAGGCUUGCUCCGACCUCGCGACGUGCGAGAACACGGUCGGCUCUUACCGCUGCCAUUGCAAGGAGGGCUACAGACAGGGCCGAGGCAAAAGUUGCGAUGACAUUGACGAGUGCGCCGAGACGCCGAACCUGUGUCAACAGCAGUGCAUCAACGUGUGGGGCUCGUACCGGUGCUCCUGCGAGAGGGGCUUCUACCUACACACGGACAACAGGACCUGCAUCGACAUCGACGAGUGCCAAGUGCACAAGGACAGGCAUCUGUGCGUCGGCGACUGCCUCAAUACGCUCGGCAGCUACAGGUGCCACUGCCCCUCCGGUUACCGGCUCAGCAAGGACGGAAGAAACUGCGUAGAUAUCGACGAGUGCGCCACCGGGGAGAAGUGCCGUCAGCCGGGAGAGAUCUGCAUCAACAUGCAGGGCUCGUUCCGCUGCAACACCAUCAGGUGUCCCGAGGGAUACGUCAACGAUAACUCGCAGAAAAACCGCUGCCGGCGCAUCGCCCGGGGCUGCCCCCCGAACGACCACGAGUGCCGGCGCCAGCCGCAGCUCAUGACGUUCAACUUCAUGACGCUCGUGUCCAACAUGAGCAUCCCGGCCUCGGGCGCCCUGGACCUGUUCGUCAUGCGCGGGGCCUUGACCGCCGACACCCACACCCUCUUCUCGCUCGACCUGGACAGCGCGCGCGCCCCCGUCGGCGUCCCCGCGGCCACCCGCGCCAACUUCAAGCUGUCUCAGGUCCGCGACAACCAGGCCGUCGUCGCGCUGGUGCGGCCGCUGGCCGGGCCCCAGGACGUGGAGUUGCGCCUCGUCAUGGAGGUCUACAGCGGCAGCUUCCUCGCCGGCCUCAACGUGGCCAAGCUCUUCCUCUUCGUGUCGGAGCACCCGUACUGAACUCGGUCCAGUCACUCGUCUUGACGACUGACUAUCCGCCGUUGCACGCGGGCACCACACGCUUUGGCGUGUGUCUUAUGAAUCUCACAAGCAUUGAUAUGCACAAAGACUUCUUUUCUACAAAAAAAUACGUGCAAAAUAAAACAAUAAUUACUGUUAGAAAA
Frankliniella occidentalis (western flower thrips) is the source of this 3178-nucleotide messenger RNA. Its product is annotated as fibulin-1-like. The record is from RefSeq and is a predicted model, not a curated record. Lineage: Eukaryota; Metazoa; Arthropoda; Insecta; Thysanoptera; Thripidae. Bases 1068 to 3014 code for a protein of 648 amino acids. The transcript has 17 exons. Gene Ontology annotation, molecular function: calcium ion binding.